AGGAAACCUUCGAUCACGCUCAGAAAGAAUGUGCUACAAUCUCGGCGCUGCCGCGGCCGAUACCGCGCCCGCGCCGGAGCCGAAGCCGGAGCCGAAGCCGAAGCCGGAGCCGCCGCCGCCCCGCCUGCCGGGCCGGCCCCGGGCUCGCAGCGCGCGGUCCCCGCCGCCGCCGCCGCCCCGCGCUCGCCCCGCGCUUGACGCAGUGAGCGCCGCAGCCCGGCUCCCGCCGGCUCCGCUCCGCUCCCGGUCGCAGGCCGAGCCCAGCCCGGCGGGCUCCGGGAGGGGCGGGCAGGGCGCGAGGGGGAGGAGAUCUGUCUGGAGCCAGCGAGCCCGGCGGAGGAAGAGGAGGAGGAAGGAGGGGAAGCCGCCGCCGCCGCCGCCGCCGCCGCGCUCCGGGGAUCUGGGCGCGCGCGCUCUGCUUGCCGGCGACGGUGGCGCCAGCCCCCGGCCCGCACCCGGGCCCAGUGGCAGCUGCCUGCGUGACCGUGUGCUGUUCCUUGGGGUCCUGGAAGGUGGAGAAGACGUGUAUGACCCCCGCAGGGAGGAGCCCGCCAGCCCAUACUGCCCUGGUGUGCCGUGUCGCUGCCCGGCCCUAACCGGAAGGACCGUGGAGCUGGAGGUGCAGGGCGGAGCUGUCCAGACACCCGGGCCGAUGGGGGAGGCGACCACGGUCUCGGCAGGACAUAGGCGCAUGACCGGGGGCCUGCGGCACUGAGG
Molecule: messenger RNA, 717 nt
Organism: Lutra lutra (Eurasian river otter)
Lineage: Eukaryota; Metazoa; Chordata; Mammalia; Carnivora; Mustelidae
Product: basic proline-rich protein-like
Exons: 3
Coding region: 29-715 (228 amino acids)
Source: RefSeq, a predicted model, not a curated record